UGAGUGUGGAGUGAAGAUUGGUAACUGAAAAAGAAAAGAGAGUGUUGAAUGGAGAAGAAGCUUACUCUCGUUCAGACCAUUGCUACUUCAGGCGUGUUUUCCGCCAUUUCUUUCUGGUAUGGCUUCAUGAUUGGCAGAGAAUCAUCUCGGAAAGAGCUCUCUCACCUAAUCGAAGAUCUCCGUUGCGGAACCCCUCCAUCUCCGUCUUCCACCUCCUCUUCUUCACAUUCUUGA
Vigna angularis (adzuki bean) is the source of this 234-nucleotide messenger RNA. RefSeq lists its product as uncharacterized. Lineage: Eukaryota; Viridiplantae; Streptophyta; Magnoliopsida; Fabales; Fabaceae. The transcript has 2 exons. Bases 49 to 234 code for a protein of 61 amino acids. The record is from RefSeq and is a predicted model, not a curated record.